This is a messenger RNA of Prosopis cineraria, 809 nucleotides long. RefSeq names its product probable cytokinin riboside 5'-monophosphate phosphoribohydrolase LOG4. Lineage: Eukaryota; Viridiplantae; Streptophyta; Magnoliopsida; Fabales; Fabaceae. The record is from RefSeq and is a predicted model, not a curated record. Bases 43 to 684 code for a protein of 213 amino acids. The transcript has 7 exons. Gene Ontology annotation, molecular function: hydrolase activity, hydrolyzing N-glycosyl compounds. Gene Ontology annotation, cellular component: nucleus; cytosol. Gene Ontology annotation, biological process: cytokinin biosynthetic process.
CUUGCACUUUUCUUCACUACGUUUAUCUAUUGCCAAACAUCAAUGGAAGAACCAGGUCAAGAAAUUAUUAUUGAAUCUUCUGCAUCAAAAGAUUCGCACAACAAACGAAGCUUCAAACGUAUAUGCGUCUUCUGCGGCAGCAGAUCCGGGCACAAGCCUGCAUUUAGUGAUGCAGCUCUUGUGCUUGCUAAGUUGCUUGUUGAAAGAAGGAUGGAUUUGGUCUAUGGUGGAGGAAGCUUAGGACUAAUGGGUUUGAUCUCCAAGACUGUCUUCAAUGGAGGCUGUCAUGUUCUUGGAGUGAUUCCUGGAGCAGUGUUACCUCGUGAGGUAUCUGGAGAAACCUUUGGAGAAGAGAAAAUUGUUGCAGAUAUGCAUGAGAGAAAAUCAGAAAUGGCUAAACAUGCUGAUGCAUUCAUAGCACUUCCUGGAGGCUAUGGAACCAUGGAAGAGCUGCUGGAGGUGAUAGCCUGGUCUGAAUUAGGAAUACAUGAUAAACCAGUUGGAUUGUUGAACGUGGAUGGGUAUUUCAACAGCUUGAUGAGUUUAUUUGAUAAAGGAGUGGAUGAAGGUUUUAUAGAGAGCUCUUCAAGGAAUCUUGUGGUCAUAGCAGAUACACCAGCAGAUCUCAUUCAGAAAAUGGAGGAAUAUGAGAAUAACGGAGGAAGGAGAAGGAGACAAAAAUAAAAGUAGGGGAAGCAGAGCAAUAAUUGGAGGGUGAAGCUACAGAAAAGUGGAGACCCACAAUGAUGUUUUAAAUCUUCCAUUCAUGCUUCUCCUUGCAAACUGGUCUCCUCUCUUUUAGCUCCCAA